Paramecium tetraurelia is the source of this 6282-nucleotide messenger RNA. RefSeq lists its product as uncharacterized. The transcript has 11 exons. The record is from RefSeq and is a predicted model, not a curated record. Lineage: Eukaryota; Ciliophora; Oligohymenophorea; Peniculida; Parameciidae.
AUGUCUCGGAAAGGACAAUCAGUGAUUGGUGAAGAGGAGGAGAUCCUAAAAUCCAUAAAUAAGGAUGACAAAUCGAUGAUCUCUGAGAACAAGAAAGAAGAGGAGAUUGGGAAUGGAGAAAAGUCAGAGAAGGAGAAAGAUUCGUCAAACAAUGUGUUAGAUGAAAUAGAGCAAAUUAUAGCGAAUGAUGCUGGCUUCUGCACUAAUUUGUAAUUAAUUCCAACCAUAUUUAGUAUGCUACUAAUAAUCUAUGUCGUUUUGAUAAUUCAAAUUUAUUUAGAAUAUCGUAUCCCUGAAGUGCAUGAGACUAGAUAGAGUAUCUAGAAGUACAUAAAUCAGAGAAUUACAACUUAAUUGCAUGAGAUACAAGAUGUUCCCAUUAUCUAUAGUGAGUACCUCGAAAAAAUUAUUUAUUUUAUGCAUGAUCAUUCUGAGGAUCGGAACCGGUUUAGUCUUUUGUAUAAUCCUUAAAUUGAGAAUUCAAGUCAAUAUAACGAGAGUUAAUAUAUAUUUUUGGAAAACUAUAAUUACUAUCUUUGUAGUGUAGUCACCUUUACACUCAAGCAUGUGGAUUAAGAUUUGGAAUCAGAUGAAUUUGUCAGGAAAAUAAUUGGAAUACAGAAUACUGAUAUUUACACAAUGGCAGAUAAUAUGUUGAAACAACAAUGGGAUAUGAACUUUGCUAAUUAAAUCGACAUGUCUACAAUUGAUAAAAAGUUUUUACCCAACAUAUCCGUUGAAUGUAAUAUAUUAAUUAACUCAAUCUUAGAAUCUGAAGGCUCUUUUUAAACCAAAAUAUUCUUUACUAAUACAAUGGAACAAGCGUUUGCUUCUGAAAUGUUAUCAAUUGUUGAAAGUCAAUUUCAGUUCUCCUCUCUUUUCAAUCUAAAACAUGACAUUUAUAUUAUCAAUCCUUUGACAGAAGUAAUUCUAAAACUUUCGAAUUAAUUUGACAUUAGUAACCAAGGCAGAAUUUAAUAUCAAUAAGUUAUAGAUUACGGAGUCUAUUAUUAUCAGGGGAGUAAUGUGCAAUCAAAUGUCGUGUUCGGUAUAGUCACGAAGUCAUUGUUUGCAGCUGUGGUGUUCUUUUAAAUAGUUUACACAAUUGGGAAGAGAAUAUUUUUCAUGGUUAUUAAAUUUUUAUCAACCAGAAUAUUUGAAUUUGAGUUUGACUUACUUUUCAUUACAGCGUAAAGAACAUUAAACUUCAUUUACAUCAUUGUAUGGUUUUUAAUGUUUUCACAAUUUUAAGAAAUUUCAAUCACUCCUCAAAUCACUCAAGAACAAAUAGUAGGUCUAGAUAACUAUCUGUAAAAUUCGAAUACCUAUCAAUUAUUUGCCAUCACAACUUUCAUUAUAACCAUUUAUGAUAUAAUCAAGAUUAUGUCAUCAUUCUUUCCUACUUUUGGUGUCUUAAUGUAUACAUUUAGUGUGGCUGGGAAGGACAUGCUCAUUUUCAUUUCGUUCACAGCAAUGGCCUUAAUUAGUUUUAUUAUGAUAUCCAAUGUAAUCUUUGGGCCUUUGAAUGAUGAAAUAGCUACAUUAGGUAAUGCAGCCUACUUAUGUUUUGAAUUUUUUUGCGGUAACUUUAAAUUUGCCUUUCUUGAAUCAAUAGUUCCAGGCAUAGGAUUCGUUUACUCUCUCCUCUUUUUCAUAGCAUUUAAUCUUAUCCUACUCCCCUAUUUUUAUGGAAUCAUUAUUUUAACUUAUGGACAACUAAGACAAAAAUUGCAACUCACUACUUAAGCUUUGGCUGAAAUAGCUGCAGAUAAAUCUACUGCUGCUACCAUGAAAUGGAUUAAUCUGAUAUUCUUCGUGCCUCCAGUAACUGAGGAACAAUAAUUAAGGGAAAAACAGAAAAAGGAAGAGGCAGAAAGAAAAAAGAAAGAGGAGGAAGAAUCAAAGAAGAAGAAAAAAACUAAAACUCCAUUGUCUUCAGGAUAACCACCCUUAUCUGAUUAAAAAUCUAUUAAAUCUGGUAUUUCGAUAAAAUCAGCCAGACCAGAUUAAAUUAGAGGUUUAUUAAAGAAGAAGAAUGACGAUGCCUCAUCUCCUUAAAAAGCACAACCUAACGCGGCUAAACCUGAGGAACCCAAAGAAAAGGAGAAAGAAUUAACCCUGAAGGAAAUUUUUAUGUACAAUUUUCAAUAGUUGGAUAUUAAGAAUGUCGUGAUGAAUUUCAUAGGGUUAGGAUAGGAGGAUCUAUUAACAAAAUAAUAAAGAAUCAAGGAGAUCAACGAUAAGAAGGAGGAAAUUAUAAAAAGGUAGGCUGAUAACAGAAAAGAGAUGAAGGAAAUGAAAGAGAAAAAUCUAUUUACCAAUUUAAAAGAUGGAUUUUUACAUAUCAUAUUUUUGAUUUUCCUGAUCAUUGGAUUUUAAAAUUAAACUCUUAAAUCAAGCACAUUUAAUCAAGAAUAUUACAUCAAAUCUUUUUUUGAUUCUAGUUUAUUCCCAGGAGUGAAACACUUCAAAAGUCAUGAUAUCAUACUUGAUGAUGUAGAAUCCUCUAGGGAUAUCGACAGUUAUAUUAAAAACGUUAUCUUUAGUACUGCCGGGGAUGAUUACGAUAAUAAUUAUAGCAAAGAAUAGCUAAGAGAUUUUGAUGUUUUUGUUGGUUAUUCUCCUGUAAGAAUGACGAUUAGGUUAUAUGAAGGAUUGAAUGUUAAUUUCUUCACCGAAAACAAAGAUUUAGAGUUUAGAGGUAGGUCUUCUUCAGACUUUUCACCCUUUUCUGGAGAGUCUUCUGGAGAGAAAAUGGAAAAUCUUUAUAAGAGUGGGAUAGAGUAUCAAUACAGAGGAAAAAAAAACCCAAGUGCUGCAUACUAAGCAGGAGGGUAUACAUUCCAAUUUUAGAGUGAAAUCAGUGGGGCUGUAGAACAAUAUUAAAAAAUACAAUCUGAUAGUUUUUUUACAGUUUCGACUGGAAUAAUUAAUUGUGAAUUUAUCAUUUACAAUCCCCCAUAAGAUUUAUAUUCGUUUGUUACUGUGACAAUUUAUAUCAAGGCUACUGGCUAGAUAGAGCACAUUAUUACUUUGAAUGUACAAUUUUUGAUUUCAUUGCUUUAGACAUUUCCAAUAACUUUGUACUCUGGUAGUAGACUCACAAGAAUCGUUUUUGAAUUGAUUGUGCUGUAUUUUCACAUUAAAUUUUGGAAAAUGUUCUUAAAUCAAUGGAAAGAAGUUUGGAAUCAUCCAAGUGCAAUUGAAUUUACACCAUAUGAUUUACCUCCAGAAAGAAAGUUUUCAUUUGUAGAAAGACAUUUAAAUAUGGAUUUUUCAGACAAAAAGAAUGAUUAGAUAGUUAAUCUACUAUUUGGGAUAGGAAAGAGAAUUUAUGGAUUUAUUAUGCGUCUGCUGACGAGUCUUAAGCUUAUGGUUUAGCAGACAUUUUUCAAUAUCCUUUUAAUAACAGGCAUCUUGUUGAUGUUCAUUUAAAUAAUUUAUUGGCUUUAGAUUGUUUUCAAUUAACUAAGAAUGUCUUUUGAUUAUUAUGAAGGAUUUCUAUUUGCUGAUAAAGAACCACCUGGAAUGUUCAAUGACUUUUAAAAUCUUGCUUAAUUGUUCUAGUUAUACAAUACUAUGGCUUCAUUUAUCUUAUUCAAUGAAAUGAUAAGGAUAAUGGUUUACUUUUCAUUUUCUGCAAAAUUGAGUUUGGUUUUGGAUAUCAUCGCUAGUGCAAGUAUUGAUAUUGUAUUCUUCAUGAUUAUGUUUUGCUUGAUUGUUUUUGCCUUUGCUUGUGUUGGUGUCUUGAGUUUCGGUUAUGUAAAUGGAUCAUUUAGAGACCUAUAUUUGUCAGUCAUAUACUCUCUGCAGAUAGUAAGUUAGAAUGCUAAGAUGCACAAAUCAGAUGGAGAAAACUAUUAGGCAAGUGUCAUACUUUAUUAUUUCCUUAUUAAUAUUGUGAUCCUAUUGGUUUUGAUCAGAAUGCUUAUAGCUAUUUUAGAUGGACAUUUUAUAGAAAUAAAUAGUGAAUAAACAGAAAGAUUGGGUUUGGUAGAUACUAUUAUGAGUAUUUUGAGAAAUGAGUAUGAGAAAUUAAAGAAUGAAGAGGAUGAUGAUGAUGGAAAUAAUGAAAGAGAGGAUGAUGAAGAUAAAGUAUAUUCAGAGUGGGCAAUUUUGAAUUGGAUAUAUAAGUAAAUUCAUAUCAUUAAAGAUUUGACCUUGUUGGUUUAUGAAUAUGGAGAGUCAAAGUUUAAGGAAUAUAGAACAGUCUUAUUUGGAAUGCUUUUUGAGAAAGAUGACAACAAGAAGGUUAGUCGUAAGAGUAGUAUAAAUGAGGAAGGCGGAGAAGAUGACGAAGAGGAUGAUAAUAAAUUAAAAAUUGAAUUAGAUUUUGAUGAAGAUAAAAAUAUUACUGGAAAUAGAUAAAGAAUUGAAUCACUUGAAGAAAUCAAAAUAUAUAAUUCUGCAAAUGAGGCCAUAGCAAAUUUGUAAAAUUUGACUGGAAAGAAACUGGCAAGUGAGUAAUUCAAAACAACUCAAGUCUCAACCUGGAUAGCAGCAUUGGAAAAAGGUAUUUAAGAUAUUGCAUCAAAUCAAUUGAAUUUUCAAUAAUAUUAUACUCCAUAACCUAAUUAGAAAAUGGAUUGGAUCAUAUAAUUUUAAUUUCAUGACUUUGAAAAAAAAUACAAGGAUUUAGGAUUCGAAAUUCAUGGAGAUGAUUAAGGAGACUUUGCUCAAACCAUUAAAUAGGAUUAAUAUAUAGAAGCAACGCAUAAUCUUAUAGAGAAAAUUGAUACUUAGAUUUCUAAUCUUAAUAUCAAAUAAUUAGACACAUUUUAAAGUCUAAUUAGAUCUAUCGAUUUCUUAUUCUUUUUCUUCACUAAUAUUAUACUAGUGAAGAAUCCAGAAUAAUACUUAGAGAGAUAUUAAGUAAAAAUUUAAGAAUAGGAAAAAUUUAAAUAAAAAUAAAAAACACUCAAAUUAUAGUAAUAACAAUAAAAGGGCAAGGUGAAAUAGCCAAAACAACAUAAAGUUGAAUUUGACAUUUCCCUUUUAGAUAUUUCUAAUGAAGUCAGAUAUUUCGAUAUAGAUACUGAAAAGAUUUAAAGACAGGGAAGCAGAAAGAAAUCUGUCUUAAAAUCAAUGAAAUCAAUUAAAACUGUAAACAAUCAAUAGAAUAACCAAGUCAUUGAGAUACAAACUGAACCUAGCAAAUUUGCUAAAUUCAAUGCCGAACAUCUGAAAUCCAUGAAUGCUUAAUAAAUUAUCAGUGUAUUCAGUAAAUUGGUGUGUUUAUUCUAAAUAUGGUAAGAGUUAAAAUUGAAUGAGAAAAUUAUAUUGUGGUUUGGCAAUGUUCUUCAUACAAGUAAGAAAGAGAAACUAAAUGCUUAGCCUUAUUUUUGUAUUUAUCAUAAAAUAGCAUUUUGGAAUGAAGCAGGAUGGGACAAAAGAACCCUUCAAAGAAUUGCUGUAUCUUCUGAUGAUCACAAGAAACUCUAUGAUGACUAUAAGGAUUAAAAUAUAGUACCUGAAUUUUAGUUUAUAUAAUUUUGGGAUGUCUUAAGUAAAAUGUAGGUGAUUAAUUAAAAGUCUAAUGACAAGUAGGAUGGAGAUGAAGAAGCUGACGAAUCUAAUUAAACCGAUUUCUUACCCGUAAGCAGUGUACAAAUCUAAUUUGUGUAGUAAUUACUAAGAGGUAAAGGUUCAAAGGAUCUGCUAGUACAAGUGGAAAAUGCGAAUAGUUUGGAGAAGAAAUUCGCAAUAUUGAAAACUUCCCAUUUAUAAAAUGAUCAUAAAAUUAUCAUAUGGAUUUUAAUGAACCCUAUGGAGAAGAUGGAAAUGAUAUUACAAUAAGAGAAAAGGCAAUAAGUCUAAUUUAUGAUUUUGAUGUUGUUAGAAGAAUUGUAUGAUAAUUUCAUCAUGUUGGAAAAGAUAGAGAAAGAUUUCUUCAAUUAACUUAAUUCCAAGAUUUAUCUUUCAUUUCACAAUUUUGCAGAAUUUAAUGCAUUAUCUACUGCUCUUAACAUAAGGAAUAAGUAUACUCAAUAAUCAGUUAACGACGCCAAGGAUUACACGGAUUACAUAUAGUUUUUAGAACUUCAAUUGGCUAAUUCAAAUUAAGCAUUAGCUAAAUAUAGUGACUUCUUGAUUAAGGAGGUGAAGAAGGUUAAGAACAAGGGAUUGCUCAAAUCCAAUUUGGGUAAUUUAAUUAAAGGUUAAGGGUAACAAUAAUCAAGUAAGGAUGAUCAGGGAGAUUUCCAAUAACCGAUGUAACCAGGAGUUACUAAAACAAACUAAAAAUUAAAGUAAGUAACAAUAAGAGAGGAUGCUAACACUUGA